AUGAAAUAUGAUAAGAGAACACGAAGUUCUGCUUUAUCGUUCGCAAUUAAUGUGCGUAAUGUGGUAAGACUUUUUCUAGGUGUUAAAGUGAUGGAAUCAGUAGAACUUGUGCUGGAGUCGGUUGGGAAUGAUUAUCCAGGCUUAGUACGAGAGGCUCUUACUGGCUCGUUGUCCAGUUGUGGUUAUGCUUGGUUAAUAGUUGGUCAAAAUCUAUAUGUGUGGAAGUAUGACACAGAGGAAGAUUAUGCAGGUGCACCAGCAGUACUUACUUUACCACCUUCUGGACUUCCUUAUAAUGCGCAAACUGUUUGUAUAUACAAAAGACAAGGUUUUUCGACAUUGGGUAUAAUUGUUGUAACACCAGAAGGUAUUGUCCGGCAUUGGUCUAUGCCAGAUCGUCAAUUCAGUGACAGUUCAGUUGAUCUGGGUCGAGAGCGAAAGCGACAACACUCACGUCAAGAUUGUCUUAAUACAUUGGGAGCACCAUUAAGGUUUUCAUAUUCUUAUAUCCUAAAAGGAAUAUGGUUUCUUUUGGCAACAACGACAUGCUCAUUGUUCUUACUGAAUGUCAAUGCGAGCACUGCUCCUACACCAGGAAAAAGACAGCGAUUAUCUUCCGAAAUUACCAUAAAAAUCAUUCAUACAAAUGCGAGAAUUGGAAUUGGUGGUAAAUUGGCUUCAGCAAUAUUUGGUGAAGGAAGGCAAUCCGGAUCAAAGCUGGUUAAGGCUCUGGUAUAUGAACAAUCAGUUGGUGAUUUGGUGGAUUCGCGUUCCAAUGCAUCAAGUAGUUCAAAUCCAAUUGGUACAGGAAAUAUGCAUGUACUUGCGGUGACCGAACGUCAACUUCACUCUUAUUCGAUGAGAGAUUGUGCGAAGAUUUGGAGUUGUGAAUUGGCAGAUAUGGCUAGCGAACGCUUUGCGUUGGCUCUGUGGAAAUUGUAUGAGGAACAUAAUAAUUGGCAAGAGAAAAUUAAAACAUGGAUAAUAGAUGCGGUUAACAUCAGGAAUGGAACAUUGGUCUUAUUCGCAUGCUGCAACAAAGAUGUUUCAACAAGGAUACACUUUGCUUUUGGUUAUAUAUCGGAAUAUGAUGGUGCACAUUCUCCUGCAGCUUUAGAAUGGUUUUGUAUUUUGAAGGCUCUCUCAAACGAGUGUAAGGAGCCUUGUUUUAGCGUUAAAAAGCUUACCAAAGAAUUACAGUCAAACGAAAAAAAUACCCUGGCAGAUAUUGCACUAAGAUCGCCAGCUAACUCAGAGCAAGUAUUACACAACAAGGUUGACGAUGUUUUUGUGGUUACCCAAAAAGCUGUUUAUUCUUUCCGUCUACCAGACCGAUUGCUCAAAAAAACUCCAUUUAAAUUGGUGUUAUGUGCUAUGUACAACGCUACCUUUUUUAGUUCUGGUCGUGAUGCUCGGUAUUGUUACGUUUUCUUGGAGGAAAGUGGUCUACAACGAGUAAGAUUGCUUCCUAGAGGAUUCGAUGCAAAUUUGGCACAAACUGUAGCACAAAUGAGUAAAACGGACGUUCAUCCAGUAAAUCUUUCAAGCGCUACAACCGAUCGUCGUGCACUCGCCCUGGCAUUUUAUCUCUUUUCGAAAGCUGAUUUGUUGAAUACUCCAUUGGCUUCAUACUUUGAAGUAAACAUUUUGAAGCAUGAAGCUAGCAAUAUGAUUCAAGAACUUUUGGAAAAUCGGCAUACUGGAAUUGCGCAAAUAUGUGUAGAUUAUGCAAUCAACUUAGCAGACGACAUUCCAAAUGAUGAGCGUUGGUCUGCUACUAACCGUUCUUCCCACUCAGGAGCAGUGACAGACCAAAUAUCUUCCAAAAGUUCAUUUUUAUUGGAAGUACACUUGGAAGAACAAAAGAGGAGAGUAUUGGCGAUGUUUAUUCUUUUUAUCAAAAGUGUUAAGCUUGAUGAUAAACUGAAUCGAAUUGUUAAAACUCAUCUUUCUCAGUCGCGCAGCGCUCGUUCUCAAAUUGUUGAAUUAAUUGAAAAGAUUGAUAUUGCGAUUGUAUUAUACAGAUGGAGUAAGCAAAAUCCACCUGCAAUUUUCGACGCAGCUCUGAAAAGAGUAUUAUUGAAGCGAAAAGAAAGCAUAGACAGGGAACGAGAUUUACUCACACGAUAUGAUUACUUUUUCCGAGAAGUUUCUCGGAUUGAGGAUCUUUUCAGUGGACUCAUCGAAGAAGAAGAGGAUAUUAUAGGGAAUAAUAAUGAAUUGACGGAUUAUAAGCUAGAAUGUAUUGAAUAUGUUGGUAGUGCUUUGAUUAUUGGAAAGGAAGCAAUUGAAAAACGUCGGGGCGACGCCGUUCUCGAUAUAGAAAAUGAUUUACGAUGGACACAAGAAAAAUCUGUAUUGAAGCCAUUCAUAAAACAUUUGAGUAUACUAUUCAAUUAUAUCGAUCAAGCUGGUCGUGAUUGUCCGAAAUACGCAGCGUUGUUGAAACAAGGUAUUCUUAUUGCUGCGUUCAUUAUGAAUGAACAAGCACUCGAUGAUCGGCAAAAUUCGCCAAUUGUAGCCAAAUUUUUGGAAAUCUCUGAAAAUGCGAUUGCUUUAGAAUUAGCCAAACGAUUUCAGGAUUACAAAACUAUAAUACGACUGGCAUGUGCUUUACCAGAUUUGGAAAGGAACGCUAAAAUCCAGGAAUAUAAGGAAUUCUUUAAUUCUGGCGACUUUUGCAAUAUGUUAUAUGAAUAUUAUCUGGAAAAUGGGUAUGUGAAAGAUCUGCUGGAAAUGAAAGAACCUGAUGCAGAUCUUUUCUUCGCAACACGAACUAAUAUUGGGUGGAUGCGUGAUCUCGAAAAUGGCGAUUUCGCCAAGGCAUGUCACACUCUUAAAACUCUCUCACGGAAAUCAAACGAUGAUGUUAUACUGAAAAGGAAAUUUGAUUCAUCCAUACCGGUUUCAAAGAUACGGUCAUGUACUGCGGAAGAGAUCAUAAGAGCGCAUUUGAAUGAUACGUCAUGUGAUGUUAAUCGAUGUUUUUACGCACUGCUCACAUUAUCAACACUAAUGGACGAAGAAGCAUCGAAUCAAACAGCUGAACUGGUACGUUCUUUACAAACCAAAAUAUGGAUAGCUGCUAUAAGGGCGAACAGCGACUACUGGAAUGAAAAGACACGAAGUGAUGAUCCGCAGUGUCCAACUGUUUACAACGAAUUAUUGGACAGGAUUAUUGCCUAUGCUAAAUUAUCAAACGAGCGGAAAUUAGAAUUAAUACCUGAUACUAAGGAAUUGGCUGAAUGUUUGACAGAAUUCGCGCACAAUAAAUUAUUCGGUGUUUUACUUCGGACCAGCGAGGAAGCUGCUAGAAGAAGUAUCUCAAGUGGAGAAGGUACAAAGGUCACGUAG
Acanthocheilonema viteae is the source of this 3354-nucleotide messenger RNA. Lineage: Eukaryota; Metazoa; Nematoda; Chromadorea; Rhabditida; Onchocercidae. The record is from the annotation of a GenBank genome assembly.